Molecule: messenger RNA, 1385 nt
Organism: Durusdinium trenchii
Lineage: Eukaryota; Dinophyceae; Suessiales; Symbiodiniaceae
Source: the annotation of a GenBank genome assembly
GUGCAGCAAGUGGUGGCUGGCUGGCAGAAUCUGCUGGUAUGUUUGGGUGCCGCCUUUGCGCCAAAGCCGGACAGAAAGGCAAGUGGGCUUCUUGGGAGGUCUCAAACCCGAUCAAGAAGAGUCUUAAGUUGCACGCUGGUUCCCGCAAGCACGAGGAAAGCGUGUCCUUAGCCUUGCAGCAGUGCAGUGAAUGGUUUUUGUGGCGGAGUUGUCGUCCAAAAGAAAUCCCUGCCGGCGAUCCUGGUAGUGGAAGCCAGUUGCAGAAGAGAUGCUUGGGACCUUGGGUUCCACCUUUGUCAGCUUUCGAGAGCGCAGGGGCGCAAGUUCGUAAGCCUGCAGAUGGCACUGUUGGCCCUCUGAAGCCAGCAGUGCAGGAUCUCAGACGGACUUCCAAGAAGCGUUUGGCAGAGGUGGAGUUGGACCGGCUUGGGGGAGAGCAGCCGCAGCAGUGGUUGGUGUCGCACAAGAAAAGGUAUUGCAUGGCUGAGGCUCAGAGAGAAAUGUGGCGGGGCUGCUUUCAGCCUGGCUCGAUCGCAUCCAUUGCGCACGACAAGCGCAAGAGUGACAUCCUGAUCGUUUUCAAGGUAGCCAACCCGAAAACAUUGGAUUCAUGCAGGGGUGUGCUGGGUCUAGAGAGGAAUGUCAAUGGGUCGGCAGAUAGCAUCGCCCGCACUCUGAAUCGGGCCAUCCGAAGGUUUGCCACGAGAGAUGUUGAUGCACCAAAAACGGGACCUGUGGGACAACGGGACUUGGAUUUGGAAAAGCAGAUCCGGCUUGCCAUACAUGGUGCUUGUGCUGAUGGUAACCCAGCUGACCAGAAUGCACUUGUCCAGAUGAAGCAGUCUUUGGGUCAAUGUUCAGAUCUUUGUCGUGACAAAGCGCAUGCGCUUCGCUCAGUCAUUCGACGCCCUUGCCUGCGAAUGAGCGCCGAGGCGCAGAGCAUCAUGAAUGCUGCGCUCCAUGGACACUCCAGUUGCAUUCACCUGAUCGACAACAGUGACGCCCACAGGGACUGGUGGGAGGCAGCAGGCCAAAAAGUGGGCAGCACGCUGCGAGGCCGAUGCUCUCUCGGUGCCGCUCGACAACGCUUCGAGUCCGAGGCCCGUCCACUCUGGAACGCGGCCAUGCUGGUCGACCGAUUCAUUUCUGUAUGCGUCGAGAUUGCAAACAAGUCUACUCUUGGCUCGGAGCCCAUGAAACGGAAUUUGAGGUGGAUCAGUGAGAAGGGCUUAGUUCUGUUGGCAGUCCAGGCUGAUUGCAUCAAUGAGGGUUUACGGCUCAUACGCCAAGUGGACAAGUUCAGGCUAGAAUCCGAGAAGCUCUAUUCAAGUUUGGAUGACUUCAAGCAGAUUUUCGAAGCGCUCUUUGGGCCUUCUGGACGCUAA